This is a messenger RNA of Vigna radiata var. radiata (mung bean), 1475 nucleotides long. RefSeq names its product salutaridinol 7-O-acetyltransferase. Lineage: Eukaryota; Viridiplantae; Streptophyta; Magnoliopsida; Fabales; Fabaceae. The record is from RefSeq and is a predicted model, not a curated record. The coding region runs from base 55 to 1338 and encodes 427 amino acids. The transcript has 2 exons.
AAAGGCAAGAAUUAGUUUGAGAGAGUCAUUAUACAUAGCAACUCUUUGUGAGAAAUGGAAGUGAAAGCUGAGAUUGUAUCUAAGGAAACUAUAAAGCCAUCUUCUCCAACAUCCAAUAAGUUUUUCAAACUCUCUCUCCUCGAUCAAUUGGCUCCUCCAUUUUACGUUCCUAUUCUCCUCUUUUACUCUGCUUCCGAUGCCACACACAACAAACCAGUAUCUCAUAAAUUAAAGGCUUCUUUAUCACAAGUCCUCACUCUCUAUUACCCCUUCUGCGGAACCCUCAGAGACAACUCAACCGUUGAGUGCAACGAUGAGGGCGUUGUUUUCACCGACUGUACAGUCCCCAUGGAACUCUCAAGCCUUCUUAAAAACCCUGACCUUCACCAUAUCAACCACCUUUUCCCAUGCGAUCCAUACAACCCUGCAAGGGAAACUCUCACUGGGAACAUGGCAGUUCAGUUCAACCACUUCACGUGUGGAGGUUUUGCUCUUGGCGUCUGCUUCUCACACAAAAUCGCUGAUGCUUCCACAGCAGCAUCCUUCCUCACUGCUUGGGCUGCAACAUCAAGAGGCAACAAACCGAUACUACCACAAAUGGAAGAAGGCGCACAGGUUUUUCCGCCGAGGAAGAUAGAAAUGGACUUGAUUGGUGGCAUGAUGGGCCAAAAAAGCAUUGCCACAAAGAGGUUUGUGUUCAACAGGACGAACAUAUCCAGACUGAAGCAAAAGCUGGGGAGCUUCGAUUUCACUCCCACUAGUGUGGAAGCCGUGACAGCACUGAUAUGGAAAUCAUCACUGGAAGCGGCGAAAGCAAGUUCAGAGGAAGGAAAAAUUCCGGCAUCUAUGGUAUCCCACGCGGUGAAUAUUCGCAGCAGAAUGGCCCAAACGCUGUCGGAGCAUUCGACGGGAAAUCUGUGGCAACAAGCAGUGUCUCCGGUGGUAGAGGUGGAAGGAGAAGUGAGGCUUGGUGAUUUGUGCGAGAGAGUGAGGGAAACGAUAAGAAAAAUUGAUGGAAAUUAUGUGAGUAAGCUUCAGGGUGAUGAAUUUUAUAAGGUGAUGGAGUCUUUGAAGGAAGCAAGAAGAAUGGCCGCAGAAAAGGGUGUUCCAUGUUUCAGCUUUAGCAGUUGGAUGAGAUUUGGGUUCUAUGAAACGGAUUUCGGAUGUGGAAAACCAAGUUACGUGCGCACUAUCGGAGUUCCUAUAAAAAACGUGGUGAUUUUGAUGGGUACUAAGGUUGGUGAUGGCAUGGAGGCAUGGAUAACCUUGACUUCGCGUGACAUGGUGCAUUUUGAGCAAAAUCCAGAACUUCUCAAGUUUCUUUCGUUUGAUUCUUAAUGAGAUCAGACAAAGCUUCGGCAAGUGAAGAUUCUGCCACGUCAAUGGUGAAAUCAAAUAUAAUUAAUAUAUGAAUGCAAUGUUGUUAUUUUUUGUUUUACAAAAAAUAUUAUUUAUUAUUAUGUUAAAAUUUGAAA